This is a messenger RNA of Bemisia tabaci, 1230 nucleotides long. RefSeq lists its product as uncharacterized. The record is from RefSeq and is a predicted model, not a curated record. NCBI's taxonomy places the organism in Eukaryota, Metazoa, Arthropoda, Insecta, Hemiptera, Aleyrodidae.
AGUGUUUUUCAAUGUGAGGAGCAAAUUCCGUGUUUUUGUGCGUGUUUAAGGAAUUUUAAUUGCUUCAUUUUCCUACCAUUUUAACACAGUAAAAUGGCAGUUUACCUGAAUAUAUGGUAGCUUAAUUGCGCACUUGCGUGCGUCAGUCUGACAUACUUUUUAUGAUGAGUGAUAUAGGAGAGAAAGUGUGCAAAGCGAGUGAGGACCAUCAAAUGCGGCAUUUUUCACGGGAAAGAGCUACCUCUCUCCUCACAGUUUAUGUAUUCUUGCAGAGUUGAUAGCUGUGCAGCAUGUUCCAUCUGACUAUCUGUCUCCUCGGAAUUAUGCUCCCAGUCUUGAAGGCGACUUCGGGGCCUCUUCUGGUUAAGGGGGCCAUAUACGUCGAGCCAUUCUUGAUAGAAAGCAAUUGCCUCAUCAAGAACGCAGGACCAAAGCACUCCUUUUACGCCAUGACAUCAGACUCUUUCUUCAACAUCCUGCCAGACGAAGACUUGCACACGACAACGCCAAAAUGGCUUCAUCAUACUCUCCUUACCCGGACGCCCGAUUUGGUUCAAACGAAUCAGAGGAGAACGGUAGUCGAUACCGAGACAGCAAUAGCGCUCGCUAAACGGAUGAUUGGAAUGCAGUUCCGCUACCGGUUAAUUCGCUGCAACUGCCGCCACUACGUGGAUUACCUGAAGUACGGCAAGACCUACGGACGAUGGUGGGACCUCUCCUAUAAUUGGAUGAGCGACGACUGCCCUCUAUACGCCCCCUUCAACUCGAACUCCAAGGUGAACACCAAAGAGUUUACGCUCUACGACAAGCACAAGAUUCCGGCAGAAUUAGCACCCCUCGACCGACAAGUCUACCCACCCUCCGCUCAAGUACAGCGCCGACGCCUCAAAUCCCAAACCUCAAGUGACUCAUACUCCUCUUACGUAUGGUUCAAUUCCGGUUCGUCCAGUGACUCCUCCGUCCAAAGCACAUCCCCUACACGACGUAGAUCAACCUCUUCCCCCAAUCGCAGGAGAACUUCCACCAGACACAAAAAGGCGUCAAGCCCCACUCUCUCUCCCUCCCACAGCCGUUCCAAAUCAUCUCCCUCCGUUCAUCUUUCGUCCAACUCACGGUCCUCAAGGGGUGAAGUCAAAAAAAGGUAGGUUUCAGUGGCGUGGCGUGCUUUGCGAUAUAUCGAUUGAUCUGCCAUUUAAGGUGAUUCGAUGGACGCCAUAUUUCGUCGCCUAC